AUGAAUAAACAGAAUCCAUCAAUCGAUUAUGAAGAUUUGGAAUCAGAAUUUGACUAUGCAAAUGAUGCUGGAAGCAGUGUUGAUAGAAGAAAAAGUUAUCGAAUACAGGAUGAUCAAUUAUGGAAGAAACCACGAUUUGGAGAAGUUGCAUUGCCAGAUCGAAAGAAAGCAAGAGGCAUAUUUGAUCAAGAACAGUCCUGUUUUGAGAGACGAAAACAACGUCUAAUGACUCUAGACGUGUACACGCGACAUAAAGAACUUAUAAAUCAGUAUUACCUCUGUUAUCCAGGUGCAACAGCAAGAUUACAGCGAGAUACAUCCAGAGAUCGCACCGAUUAUGAUGUCCUGAAAGACAAUCACAGAUUUCUCUGGGAUGAUGAUGAGUUAAUGAAAGCAGCGGAGAAGUCGUGGGAAGCCCGUUUAGCCAAACGUUAUUAUGACAAACUUUUCAAAGAAUACUGUAUUGCUGAUCUUUCGCAAUACAAAAAGAAUAGAAUAGCUAUGAGAUGGCGAACUGAAAGAGAAGUCAGAUCAGGGAAGGGUCAGUUUGAAUGUGGCAAUAAAAGGUGCAAAGAAAAAGACUACCUUACUAGUUGGGAAAAUAGCAUUAAGAAAAAUGCUCUUGUCAAGUUGCGGUUGUGUCCUGAAUGUUCAAAAAUGCUCAAUUAUCAUUCUCAGAAAAAGAAGCCAGAAAAGAAAGAUAAACAUAGACACAGAAAGAGAUUGCCACAUGCUAGGAGUCAGAAAAGCGAAGAAACUGCGGAGCAAACAAACACUUCAGAAGUCCAGCAGCCAGCAGUUUCUGAAGAAACGUUUAAAGAAGUAGAACAGAAUAUUGACGAAAAACUGGAAAAGGAUAAUUUAAUGGAAAUCUGGAGGAAAUCACCGGAAGACACUGAUCCAGAAAAAAUUGCUGAACGAGAACUUGAUGAUUUCUUGGAUGACUUGUUAUUGUAA
Messenger RNA from Brugia malayi, 957 nucleotides. RefSeq lists its product as uncharacterized. The record is from RefSeq and is a predicted model, not a curated record. Gene Ontology annotation, biological process: dephosphorylation. The coding region runs from base 1 to 957 and encodes 318 amino acids. NCBI's taxonomy places the organism in Eukaryota, Metazoa, Nematoda, Chromadorea, Rhabditida, Onchocercidae. Gene Ontology annotation, molecular function: phosphatase activity. The transcript is spliced from 6 exons.